Molecule: messenger RNA, 5703 nt
Organism: Schistosoma haematobium
Lineage: Eukaryota; Metazoa; Platyhelminthes; Trematoda; Strigeidida; Schistosomatidae
Gene: CRN6
Product: Cell death- nuclease 6, variant 3
Exons: 2
Coding region: 44-502 (152 amino acids)
Biological process (GO): apoptotic DNA fragmentation
Molecular function (GO): deoxyribonuclease II activity
Source: RefSeq, a predicted model, not a curated record
AAAGGUCGGAUCUGCAACGCGUCAGUGAGAGCAGUUUUGCUCUAUGCUUGUGAAACCUGGCCUCUCCGAGUUGAGGAUGUUAGACGACUUUCUGUGUUCGAUCAUCGUUGUCUCCGAAGGAUUGCUGACAUUCAGUGGCAACACCAUGUUAGUAAUGCAGAGGUUCGGGCACAGAGACGAUAAUGCAAUUGGUGUCACCAUCUUGAAACACCGACUUCGGUGGCUUGGACAUGUUCUACGGAUGUCGUCCCAGAGAAUUACACGUCGUGCAUUAUUUGCCGACUCUGGGACUGGUUGGAAGAAGCGGAGAGGUGGUCAGUGCAUGACAUGGUGUCGUGGUAUGAAAGAAAGCUGCAAAGGACUGGCUUCUGUCGGUCCUUCACGACUCCCUGGUUGGGGUCCGAGAGAUGGUGCUACACAGUGGCUAGAGACGUUAUCAGAUAUGGCUCAGAAUAGAAGCCAGUGGCGAUCCUGCUGUAACCUUCUUUUACUUUCUUCAUAAAAAGUGGUUGUCUCUUCCUUAACUGAAGGAUUUCUUCUGAUUGUGCCUUUCCGUUUCCCCCACUAUUAUUAUUAUUAUCACACUUCCUUACACUAAUCUGGUCAUUAUUGUUCCUCUUCCUUUUUUGGUUUUACUCUCCUUACCUUCUUUUUUUUCUCCCCAUUCUCAUUGUUUUGUUUGGCGCAUAUAUAUUUGGUGCCCUUUUGUACCACUAUUUAUGUGUUCAAAUAAAUAAAUAAAUCGGAACACUGUGAAUCAUUGUUGAGCAAUUGAUUAGAUGGAACUCAUCACUAUUCCUUGACUACGGGAAACCACUCGAAAAUGUGGAUAAGAGGGCCUUUUGGGAUCUUCUCCUGCACUAUGGAGUGCUUGAAAAGAUCGUCACCACCAUACGGAACUCAUACGUUUGAUUGAACUUUAAAGUCAUACAUAGAGAACAGUUCACAGAUGCGUCUCAAGAGAAGACUGGUCACGGACAAGGCUGCUUACUCUCGCCCUUCCUCUUUCUUCUUCUUAUUGACUGAAUUAUGAAGAUCUUCAGAUUUCAGGAGAUGUACGCAAUGUAAUGGACAUUUUGAACGCAAGUUGACUAAUUGGACUUCGCAGUAUACUUAGUCCUUCUAUUCUAUACACUGCAGCAAAUAAAAACAAAUACUAUCGGUGUAACAGCAGGUUCUACAGCAGUCGGUCUCAACAUUCACAAGGAAUAGAGAAAAGUCUUGAAAUACAAUACAGCGAGUGCCAACUAAACCACAUUUUAUAGCAAAGCUCUGAAGGAGGUGGAAGCUUCUACAUACCUGGAUUGUAUCUUACUUACUUACUUACGCCUGUUACUCCCAAUGGAGCAUAGGCCGCCGACCAGCAUUCUCCAACCCCACUCUGUCCUGGACCUUCCUCUCCAGUUCUAUUCAAUUUUGUUCAUUCUUCUCAUGUCUGUUCCCAUUUCUCGACGUAAUGUGUUCUUUGGUCUUCCUCUUCUCCUUUGGCCAUGAGGAUUCCAAAUGAGGGCUUGCCUUGCGACGCAGUCGCAUGCUUUCCUCAAUGUGUGUCCUAUCCACUUUCAACACUUCUUCCUCAUUCCUUCCUCCACUGGUAUCUGGUUUGUUCUCUCCCACAGUAGGUUGUUGCUGAUAGUUUCUGGCCAACGGAUCCGAAGUAUUUUGCUUAGACAACUGUUAAUAAACACUUGUAUCUUCUGAAUGAUGGCUUUCGUAGUUCUUCAAGUUUCCGCCCCAAACAGUAGAACUGUCUUGACAUUUGUAUUGAAAAUUGUGACAUUGGUGUUGGCUGACAGACAGUUGUUUUGAGUUGCAGAUGUUCUCCAAUUGUAGAUAUGCUGCUCUUGCUUUGCCGAUCUGCAUCUUCACAUCUGCAUCAGAUCCAUCGUGUUCAUCAAUGAUGCUGUCCAGAUAUGUAAAGGUUUUUACAUCAUUCAAAGCUUCUCCGUCAAGUGUGAUUCGAUUGGCGCAUGCUGUGUUGUAUCGGAGAAUCUUGCUUUUCCCUUUGUGUGUGUUGAGACUUGCUGCUGCUAAGGCUGUUGCUACACUGGUCGUCUUCUGCAUUUGUUGUUGCGUGUGCGAUAGAAGAGCCAGAUCAUCUGCGAAGUCUACGUCGUCUAGCUGCAUUCUAGCUGUCCACUGUAUCCCAUGGUUCCCCCCAGAUGUUGACGUCUUCAUGACCCAGUCGAUCACUAGGAGAAAGAGAAAGGGUGAGAGUAAGCAACCUUGCCUAACACCGGUCUUCACUUCGAACGACUUUGUCAACUGUCCUCCAUGCACAAUUUUGCAGUGUAAUCCAUCAUAUGAGUUCUGUAUGAUAUUGACUAUCUUCUGGGGCACGCCGUAGUGUCGAAGAAGUUUCCAUAGUGUUGUUCUGUCCACGCUAUCAAAUGCCUUUUCGUAGUCAAUGAAGUUGAUGUAGAGUGAUGAAUUCCAUUCAAUUAAUUGUUCCACAAUGAUCCGUAGAGUUGCGAUUUGGUCUGUACACGAUCUAUCCUUACGGAAUUCUGCCUGUUGGUCACGAAGUUGGGCGUCUACGCAGUCCUUCAUCCUGUUUAACAAUACCCUGUUGAAGACUUUUCCCAGUAUUGAGAGAAGAGUGAUGCCCCUUUAGUUAUCACACUUGCUGAGAUCGCCUUUCUUCGGUAUUUUGAUCAGAAGUCCUUCUUUCCAGUCUUUUGGUACUUGUUCCUCAUCCCAAAUCUUAUUGAAGAGAAUGUGGAGUAUCUUUGCAGUUACCGGUACGUCUGCUUUUAGUGCCUCUGCUGGGAUGUUGUCUGGUCCUGCUGCUUUACCACUCUUGAUUUGUCUGAUGGCCAUGUUGAUUUCUUCAAUUGUUGGUGGGCCAACAUUGAUUGGGAGGUCCGUGGGUGCUGCUUCGAUGUUGGGUGGGUUCAGUGGAGCUGGUCGAUUCAAGAGUUCUUUGAAGUGUUCUACCCACCUGUUUUGUUGCUCUUCAAUGUUGGUGAUUACCUCGCCUUCCUUGCUUUUCACUGGUCGUUCUGGUUUGCGGCGAUUUCCAGAGAGUUUCUUUGUCGUGUCAUACAGUUGUCUCAUGUUUCCUUCUCUUGCAGCCUUUUCCGCCGUCGUUGCUAAAUCUUCCACAUAUUUACGUUUGUCGGUUGUGAUGCUCCUCUUCACUUGUUUGUUCACUUCUGUGUAUUCAGCUUCUGCUUUGGCUUUUUCUGCUCUUGUUCGGCUGGUAUCGAUUGCCGGUUUCUUGUUCCUCCUUUCUUGAAUCUUAUCCAGUGUAUCAAUAGUGAUCCAUUCCUUGUGAUGGUGCUUCUUGUGACCCAGGACCUCAUGACAUGUUGAAGCGAUUGCUUAUUUGAUCCCCUUCCAGUUGCUCUCCACAGAAGUUCCUUCUCCAUUGAGUAGAUCAUGAAAAGCCUGGAAUCUAUUGCUGAGGACUAUCUUGAAUUUGUUGAGUUUGUCAGUAUCCUGAAGAAAGGCCGUAUUGAACUUUUGUGAUAUUGUCCGCCCCGUUGUCCAGUGCUUCUUGAGUUUCAAUUUCAUCUUGGCGACCAGCAAGUGAUGAUCUGAUGCUAUAUCAGCUCCUCUCCUGAUCCUUACGUCUUCCAUCGUCCUCCUGAAUUUUUGUUGAUGCAGAUACGGUCGAUUUGGUUAUGCGUGGUGUAAUCCCGUGAAGUCCAUGUGGUUUUGUGAAUGCGUUCAUGUGGGAAUAUAGUGCCGCCUAUGACCAGUUUAUUAAAGGCACAUAGGUUUGCAAAUCUCUCACCAUUUUCGUUUCUUUCUUCCAGUCCGUGCCGUCCCAUGAUGUCUUCAUAUCUAGUGUUGUCCGUUCCAACCUUGGCGUUGAAAUCUCCCAUCAGAAUAGUCAGGUCCUUUGUUGGUCACUUCUCGAUGAUUGACUGCAGCCUAUUGUAGAAUUGAUUUUUAGCGUUUUCAUUGUGGUCGUUGGUAGGCGCAUAGCACUGGAUGAUGUUCAUUGAAAUGCCCUUUUUCUUUGUUUUGAAGGAGGCUUUGAUGAUCCUUGGUCCAUGAGAUUCCCAUCCUAUAAGCGCAUUUUGUGCUUGUUUGGACAGCAUCAAUGCAACUCCUUGUGUAUGUGGUGCAUUUUCUUCUUCAUGGCCGGAGUAUAACAGGAGCUCUCCUGUAGUUAGUCGUUGUUGUCCAACUUGUGUCCAAUGUGUUUCACUGAUCCCAAGCACCUCUAGGUUGUAUCUUUUCAUUUCUGCAGCAAUUUGGAAGGCUCUCCCGGUGUCCCACAUUGUACGAACAUUGCAUGUACCUAAGUAAAUGGUCGCUCUGGUUGUCAGAAGGGGCAUCGGCCUCGUAACUUCCGAAGGAAUUCGGCUUUCAUCAUGAGGCGUCAUAGUUCUUCUAAAUGAAGACCUGACUCCCAAGGCAGAGUUUAAAAGGUUUGAAUAAUUUUUUCUGGUUAUCGUUUUUUUAGCGAUUUAUUUUUCUACGGGAUGGGGACGCUAACCCCAUACCCAACCCUCCUCCUUUAUCCGGGCUUGGGACCGGCAGUAGCCCCCGGAGGGACUCCAGGCGGAGUAUCACUUAUAAGAAAAGAGGAACUGGUGAGGGUAGGAUUCCUACAAUUGAAGAACAUCUGUAACUCAAAACAACUGUCAUACAACACCAAACUUACUAAGUUUCAAAACAAGUUCUAUUGUACGGAGCUAAAACUUCGAAAACUAGCACAGUCGUCAUCGAAAACGUACAAUUGUUUAUAAAUAGCUAUUAAAGAUAUUUCAAAUCCAUUGGCUAGACACUCUCAGCAAUAAUCUUGUCUGACAGUGAACAAACCAGCUUUCAACUGGGGAGGAAAUCAGAAAAGGAUGCCCGAGGUGGACAGGACACGUCGCUAAAAUAAUCAAACUGCAUCAUAAGGCAAGUCCUUACUUGAAAUCCUCAAGGUGAAAGGAAAAUGGGCAGGCCAAUUUAUACAUGACGUUGGGAUCUGGACGCAGAAAUCAAGGAGAUGAAUAGCACUUGGCAACAAGUGGAGACGAGAGUCUAGGACAGUUGAUGAUACCUGGUCAGCGGCCUAUGCCCCACCAAGGGUAGUUGGUUUAUGGGUAAUGACCAGUACUUUCCUUCAUCAUAACACCCACCCUCAUCAAUUUGAACGUGGUGGUGGUACAAUGUGUAUAAAAGAUCAAAAACUAUGGCAAUCAUUUUAUGAUUUAGUUCAACGUGUAGAAGAAUGCUCAAGAACUGAUUACACUUUUGUUACUACCCAUUUAUUUAAGCGACUAUGGACUUUGAUUGAAAUUGUGCAGUUUUUUUAUGCAUAAACUAAUUCACUUAUGAUGCUUAACAUUGUUCAGUGUUUUUCUUUUUCUAACUUGUUUAUUUUAUGUCAUUUUCAUUCUUUCAAAAAAUUUAUUUUGUCCUAUUUUUUUUAUUGCGAAUACUUUUAUAUGAUUACUGAACAAAAUGUUAUCUCUAAAUGAUUAUUUAUUUAAAAUUGAUAUCAUGAAUGAAUGUUAGACAAUCAUUGAAAACCUGGAAGCAUUGGACGGCUGUUUCGUCCUAGCACGGAACUACUCGAUAGUACGAUCAUUUAUUUACUUAUUUCUUUGUUGACAAUUUAAAUGAAUCACAGAAACUUAUUUUACCAGCCUAGAAAAAAACGGCCAAGAGUUAUCGGUUGAUUGAAUAUUGAAGUUUUGUUUUUAAGUAAAACGAAUGCCCUGAAAUGAUGUGACUGCUUGUAGUCGUCAAGUGUUU